Molecule: messenger RNA, 1931 nt
Organism: Ruditapes philippinarum (Manila clam)
Lineage: Eukaryota; Metazoa; Mollusca; Bivalvia; Venerida; Veneridae
Product: tRNA wybutosine-synthesizing protein 4-like
Exons: 10
Coding region: 97-1362 (421 amino acids)
Biological process (GO): wybutosine biosynthetic process; tRNA methylation
Molecular function (GO): tRNA methyltransferase activity
Source: RefSeq, a predicted model, not a curated record
AUUCUUAUACGGAGAAAAUUUCUUCAACACCGCUUAAUUGCAUGCGUUUUUGGAGACGUUAAUUUAACUGUAAAAUUCAGUGUUUAGAGAACUGUCAUGUCUUGUCAGGAUAAGGAGGCUAUGGAAAAAGACAAAAGGUCGAAAACAUCAAAAUCCAGAAGGGAAACUGCGGUACAAGGUACCAAUGAUAGCAGUAUAGUCAGCAAGUGUUCCAUGUCCCUUCAAGGCUAUUUUGAUGACCCUUAUUUAAAAGGCUUUGUUUCCAAAGUGACAAGACGUGCACCACUUAUACAUAGGGGAUAUUACAUCAGAGCAAAAACAAUAGACUACAUAUUGAAGAAAUUCUUAGAAUGUAACCAUGGAGAUAAGCAGAUUAUUUCACUUGGAGCAGGUUUUGACUCGGCAUACUUCAGACUGAAAUCUCAGAAAUUGUUACAGGAAACUGUGUUCUUUGAGGUUGAUUUCCCUGAGGUGGUGAAAAGGAAGCAUGCACUGAUUGACUUAAACCCAGACCUACUGGCACUGAUUGGUGAGGGUACCUCUCUCAUACCUGAUAAAUGUGAUUAUAUUGAGAUGUCAGCCUGUGACUACAAGUUGCUUGGAGCUGAUCUAUCACAGAUAAACACACUGGAGGCAGCACUGAAGCUGUGCCAUAUUGACUUUGAACUUCCUACCCUACUCCUCUCAGAAUGUGUUCUCACAUACAUGACACGCAGAACUGCAUCUGGUGUUGUGAGAUGGGCCAAUGAAACAUUUGCCAAUUCUGUAUUUGUUUUAUAUGAACAAAUUAAUCCCACAGAUGCAUUUGGAUUAUUUAUGCAGAAUCAUUUUCAAACUGUGGGGUCUCCACUGAAAUGUAUCAACUUCUUUCCCACCAUUCAAGCACAGAAGGACAGGUUCACUCAAAUGGGUUGGAGAAAUCUAGAAGUAUUAGACAUGAAUGAGUUUUAUAACAUGAUGCUUGAUGACAUGGAGCGAGACAGGGUGGAGAAGUUAGAGAUGUUUGACGAGUACGAGGAAUGGCAUCUAAAAUGUGCACACUAUAUGGUGUUGCUAGGUUACAACGGCAACUGCAAUCAGUUGUUAUCUGGAAUGAUGAAACUGACAGAUAAAAGCUUGAAAGCUGUGAAGGAAUAUGAUGGUAUGGUAAAGGUUUCAAGGGUGACUGGUACCCGAGUUAUCAGGAGGUUUGGUCAUGCUACAGCUCAGUUGGGAACCGGUCAGGCAGUAUGUGUUGGGGGUUUUGGAGAGCAAGAAGGAAAGCACAUGAGGGUUACAGACAUUGUACUUGUGGAUUCUGUAACCAUGGCAAUUAAAGUGAUUAAUCCCUGUGUAGACAACAGACUUAUCGAAGGUAGGUGAUCUUUUUUUAAAUAACAUUCGGAUUUUUUAAAAACAAUUCCAGAUGUAUAAAUAAAGGAAUAGAUUUUUGGAUUAUUUUCAUUAAUUUCCAAAAUUAACCCGAAGUAGUUUAAAAAGCACAAAAACUUUGGUGUGCCUAAAAUGCGUAAAGUAGCAUAAAGUGGCGUAAAGUAAAUGACAACAAGUGUGUGAAGUUUCAAUCCAUUCCCUUCAGUAGUUAUGGAGAUACCAGCUUACAUACAAAAACUUAACCAAGAAUUUCUAAGUCGAAAAAGGGGCAUAAUUAUGAAAACAAGCAUUUCUUUACCUCUUACACCAACUAUCUCCUUUUCAAGUAAUUUCAAGAAUAUGGCCCGAGCAAUAACAAAAAAACUAAACCUGGUAGUAGUUUUUGUAUCAUUCAUAAGUUUGCUGAAUGUAUACACCAAAACUCAAUGAAAACAAAAAAGCUUUAUAAAACAGUAGAGUACAUGUUUGUUAUAAAUAAUAGAUUACCCACCUCUGAGCCAUGUUUAAGUCUUAGAUGUCGCCUCAGCCAACCAGAAUAAACAUAUGUUUUUUCACAAAGG